Molecule: messenger RNA, 1008 nt
Organism: Gracilinanus agilis (Agile Gracile Mouse Opossum)
Lineage: Eukaryota; Metazoa; Chordata; Mammalia; Didelphimorphia; Didelphidae
Gene: TNNT1
Product: troponin T1, slow skeletal type
Exons: 14
Coding region: 78-866 (262 amino acids)
Biological process (GO): sarcomere organization; slow-twitch skeletal muscle fiber contraction; regulation of muscle contraction
Cellular component (GO): troponin complex
Molecular function (GO): troponin T binding; tropomyosin binding
Source: RefSeq, a predicted model, not a curated record
CCUCUCUGCCCCUGACUCAGAGCCCCAGGAGCAGCUUCCCUCCUUUGCUGAAGCUUCAGCCCCAGGCCACUGCGACCAUGUCGGACGCCGAGGAGCAGGAUUAUGAGGAGGAACAACAGGAAGAAGAGGAGGCUGCCGAGGAGGAGGAGGAAGCCCCCGAGGAGUCGGAGCCGGUCGCAGAGCGAGAAGAGGAGAGACCCAAACCCAGGCCCGUGGUGCCGCCACUGAUCCCGCCAAAGAUCCCCGAGGGCGAGAGGGUCGACUUCGAUGACAUUCACCGGAAACGCAUGGAGAAAGACCUUCUGGAGCUGCAGACCCUCAUCGACGUACACUUUGAGCAGAGGAAGAAGGAGGAGGAAGAGCUCGUGGGGCUGAAGGAUCGGAUUGAACGUCGAAGAGCUGAGAGAGCCGAACAGCAGAGAGUCCGCACGGAGAAGGAGAGAGAACGCCAAGCCAAGCUGGCCGAGGAGAAGAUGAGGAAGGAGGAGGAAGAGGCCAAGAAGCGGGCGGAAGAUGAUGCCAAGAAAAAGAAGGUCUUGUCCAAUAUGGGGGCCCACUUUGGGGGCUACCUGGUCAAGGCUGAGCAGAAGCGUGGGAAACGCCAGACUGGCCGCGAGAUGAAGCAGAGGAUUCUGUCCGAGCGGAAGAAACCCCUGAACAUCGACCACAUGGGGGAGGAACAGCUCAGGGAGAAAGCCCGUGAGCUGUCCGACUGGAUUCACCAGCUGGAGUCUGAGAAGUUUGACCUGACAGAGAAACUUAGGCAGCAGAAAUACGAGAUCAACGUUCUCUACAACCGAAUCAGCCAUGCCCAGAAAUUCAGGAAGGGGGCCGGCAAGGGCCGCGUUGGCGGACGCUGGAAGUGAGCCUUCAGUGGAGGAGGGACCCGCGGGAGGAGCCCAGCGCCCCGGCCACGCCGCCCAUCUGGGCCCGUCCCAGAGAUGCUCCGCGAGCAGCCCCUUCCCUUGCCUGAAAUCCCGAAAUAAACCAACUCGCUUCUGAGCAGUC